Messenger RNA from Equus caballus (horse), 4721 nucleotides. RefSeq names its product SERTA domain containing 4 (gene SERTAD4). Lineage: Eukaryota; Metazoa; Chordata; Mammalia; Perissodactyla; Equidae. The record is from RefSeq and is a predicted model, not a curated record. Gene Ontology annotation, cellular component: nucleus.
UCACUUGUGGAACUCAGCCUCUCCAGUUUAGGAUUUUGUGUGUAAAAGUUUCCAAUUCAAAAAAGAAAAGCUUACUGAAAUUAGAUAUCCUAAAGGAAGCAGCAGCCAAGAUUAAAAACGAUUAUGCCAUGUUUCAAGUUCAAAUGCAUAAUGAUAGAAUUUUACGUGCUGGAAACAAUACUAACAAAUAGAAACACUGAAAUCCUUAACAACCAAAAAAGUUACAACAAUAAGUCAUUAAAAUGUAAACAAACUCUUAGUAACAUGAAACAGCACAGGCCCCAUAUAAUGUUCUAUUAAACAGAGGUAAUUGCUGCGAGGGGCCUGCAAAUGCUUUACUCUCUUAAGUGGCAUGGAUUUGUCAACCUGGUUAGGUUUAUGUGUAAUAAAAGUUCGACACAGGCACAAAGCUUGGAUCUUAUUCCCAGAAUCCAGCACAAAAGUGAGUGUAAAUUUCAAGCUGGAAAAUACUGUUGGCAGUCCAUAAGAGAGGGCUACUGACUCAGAAAAAGCUAUAAUUCAUGUGCUUCUGGCAAUAGCACUUCCUGAUACAAUUGUCUCUUAGAAUAGGUUAAGAAAUUGGACCAUUUCAUGGGAGUCUUCCAGGGAAUAAAUUAUCAUGAGGUUUGAUACCUUGUUUGGAUGCUGAGUUUGAAGGGUGAUAGACAGAAUGGCUUACUUUGUUAAAUCAGUCGUCUAAAUUUCUUGGUUCAUGACUCAAGGAAUAAAAUAAAUGGCUUGCCCCACCACUUCUUUUUAGAGAAUGAAUUGAACCUCUUUUUUUUUUCUCUUGUAACAAGAUUUUCUAAUAAGUGUUUGCUGCUGCCUCUAUGGAGGGCAUUUUACAAAAGAAGGCCUAGAUGUUUUAGCAGCCCAAAUCAGCUGGCUCUGAACUCCAGCCGCUGACCUGGACACCUCCCCUGUCUGUCAGAAGGGCUUGCUUCAUUCUUCAAUGCGGUUGGGACAGAAUUCAGGAUCCAGAGAGAAGCCUGGGUGAAGGAUGAAAUCAUUGCUGCCAAGAGCUGCCCUGUUAGCCAGAAGGACAUUGGCACUUUAAUGAAGCCAUUUCGCUUUCCCUGGUGUUUUUCCUCGCUUUUACCUGGAAGUGGACUCUUGUUCUAACAUGUAGGUAAUACUAAUCUCCCCUGAGAAAAUGGUAGAUUCAACCUUUCCCCCAAACAUUACGAGCUGUAUAAGUUGGAGAAGAAAGCAAGAACUAGACCCGUAGUGUAUAUCUGAAAGACAAUCAAUCUUCAGAAGGCAGGCCUGACACCACUCUUUGUGACAGUUCUUUAAACGGCAAAGUGAGAGAGCCGAGGUUUGGGUCUCCUAAAGGAAUCGUGGUUAAUAGGCACCGAGGCUGCUCUGCUGUCACCACUGAUCUAUGGCCCCAGGUCUUUUUACUUUAGUUUCAGAGCCUCAUCUCCCUUGAACUCACUCUUGACCCUAGCUUGAGCCCUACUUAGGACCAAGUGAAGACACGGAGCCCACAUGGAAAUGGCCACCACCACCUGUGUUAGGGAGGAGCCCAGGUCGCAUCACAGACCAGGGAGGCUCCCAGUCCCCGUGCAGGCCCUGGGGGAGGACGUGAACUGGAGAGAAGGGCAAUGGUGUGUUGCCUCUUGGAAAGUUCCUGCCUUGUGUCUGGGCUUUGCAGUGUAAGGAGUUGUCGGCUGCCUCUGGCCCUGAAGCCCUGGCUCCUGUUUAAUAUUCUGCCUGCUCCGCUGAUGUUGUGCUUGGCUCCUGUGGGACUGCAACUCACGGCUUGAAACUGGAGCCAAUUUUCUGUCUUCAUCUCUCAGUGUUUUGACUGGAGGCAGAUCCAGUUCAGGCCGAUCAGGGCUGGUGGAAACAACUACCAAGUCUGAGGCUGUCAGAGAUGACUCUGGUUCUGUCCAUGAAUAGAUUCUGCGAGCCCAUUGUCUCAGAAGGAGCUGCUGAAAUUGCCGGGUACCAGACACUAUGGGAGGCUGACAGCUACGGAGGCCCGAGCCCCCAGGGGCCAGCACAGGCUCCUCUGCAAGGAGACCGGGGAGCUGGUCCCCCGCUGGCAGGAUCACAUUACAGGGGAAUUUCAAAUCCUAUAACAACAUCCAAGAUCACAUACUUUAAGAGGAAGUAUGUGGAAGAAGAGGAUUUUCACCCACCACUCAGCAGCUGUAGCCAUAAAACCAUCUCGAUUUUUGAGGAGCGAGCCCACAUCCUUUACAUGUCCUUAGAAAAGCUAAAGUUUAUCGAUGAUCCUGAAGUGUACCUCCGAAGAUCUGUCCUUAUAAACAAUUUGAUGAAAAGGAUCCAUGGAGAGAUUAUCAUGCAGAAUAACUGGUGCUUUCCUGCCUGCUCUUUCAAUGGCACCUCUGCCCAAGAGUGGUUUAUGGCUCAAGACUGUCCUUAUCGAAAACGACCGAGGAUGGCCAAAGAGGAGUGUGAAAAAUUUCAUGCCUGCUGCUUUUACCAAGAAUGUGGUGGUCACUACCUAAAUUUACCCCUUUCUGUCAAUGCUAAUGUCGGAAGUGCCUCCACCACUGCCUCCUCUUCCCCCUCCUCCGCUUCCUCCUCAUCUUCCUCUUCCUCUCCCCCUCUGCCUUUACCGAGUUGUUCCCACCAGGUGGAUUUUGAUGUAGGCAGCGCACCUAUUUACAAGGGUGAUGACCAGAUACCUGCCAAUGAAAUCUUUGUUACCAAUAUCAGGUCCCUUGGUGUUCAGGAAAAGGCCAAAUUAAAUGAUGAGAAAGCAAAUAAUGACACCAACAGGGAUGGCGGCCCCCUAAGCCAUGAACCUGUGGGAAAUGACCUGGCUUUUGAGUGCAAAGGCCAAUUUUAUGAUUAUUUUGAGACUGGAUAUAAUGACAAAAACAAUGUGAGUGAGUCUUGGAAAAAGUCCUUAAGGAAAAAGGAGCCUUCACCAAGUAACAAACUGUGCUGCGGCAAAGGAAGUAACAUAUGAGCCAUCUUUUCACCGAAACUUUGAAGCAUGCACAGCAUGAUCAAUUAGCUCUCAUAAAUUUUAUUUUGAAUGGAUUUUAUAGUUUUGUACAACUGAUAAAAUUAUGCCAUGAACAUGCCGUGUCGUUUUAAUGCCUGGAGAGCAGAUUGCAUAAAACAUCUGUAUAGUCGGCAUCAGCAAGCUACUGAUCAAUGUGGUGAUUUUACCAAGAAAACAGUUGACUUAAUGCUUAAAACUACACCUUAGUUUUCCUACAGAAGAGAUCGGUAGAUUAGACUGGGGGACGAUGUCUCCUUGUGAUAUUUCCUUUACCCCCAAGGAGCCUGUCACUAGCUAAGAAACUUCAACAUGUUUGCCAAUUAAUUAGGUAGUUAUUUGGUAAGCAAAUCAAUAUAACCAGCUAAGGAUGUCUGCUUUUUCUAUAUGAUGCGGUAUUUUUGCUGAACAAAAGACUGAAGACAGGGAGCUGGAUGAAAUGGCUUCAUGGUGCUGUUAAGUAUUUGUAUUUAACAGUCUUGUGUGACAGAUGGAAAUAGGAUGUAACGUAAUGAAACCCACCUGUCUAGGGGCGGCAACGAACAACACACGUGGAGGGUGACCCCUGCAAGUUCUUGGCAAGUUCUUGGCUUGCCUGUGAUGGGUGAUGAGGCUUUUAGAGAGGUGAUACAGGGCGAUUUUUGGUGCCUUACUUUAUCUUAAUUUUUGCCAGUGUGAAAAUUAAGGAUAAAUCAGAGUUACAGCAGGGAUUCAACAAACAGGAAAAAAACAAAAACACAGGGUGGAUCAAUAUUGUUUGGAAACUGUUAACUUCGAGCUGUUGCGUUCAACUUUUGAUUCGACAUCUCUAUUCUUCCUUUAUUUUUGAUGCCCAAUUGCUUUUGGAUUCGGCAUUUUUAGAAAGGGAUGGAGGAAACAAUAGAGAGAGCUGUUAGAAACCAGCACUAGCUGCUUGAGCUUUUCUAUGGCAACAGUCUGUUGCUGGGGUCUGGGUUUUUUGGGUUUUGGGUUGUUUUGUUUUGUUUUGUUUUCUUGUCCGAUGAAGUUCAUGAACCAGUGGCAUGCAUUAUACUUUAAUCUGUUUUGCAUCAUUUCACUCGUUUAGAUUAUAAACGCAUGUGGUUUUUUAUAUAUGACUUUUGCUGUUAAUUAAGAAGCACAAUGUUAAUAAAUGAUGUGGUGAUCAAUAAGGUUUUAUCUUAAAGAAUGUAAAGAUUUGAGUUUUUGGAGAGUUAUUUUGGAGAAAUGGGACUCAGUCGGCAAUCGCUACUAUGUAUUUGGUCAAUGUUUUUCUCAAUAAUUUCUUUAAUUUGUACAUUUGCAAGAGUGUUCAGAGUGCCACUCUGACCAUCCUUCCUUCCACUCCGGCCAACUCCUCCUGCUAAACCGUAUUCCAAUUUCCAAGGUUACUAAUUGACUUGAGCCUACUUAAACAAUGCUUCACAGGAACCAAAUGCCAAAAGGAGGAAAUAAGUAAGUCCUCCCAGUUUCUCCAAGAUAAAGCUUUUUUUAUUAUUGCUAUUAAUAUUAAAUAUAGGUCUCAUUCAUACAGUGUAUGAGUAGGAUCAUCAUUUGGACAAUGUCCACAAGGACCAAUUUUUAAAACAUGUUCUUGUGUUAUGGCUAAAUAGUCUAGUAAUGUUUUGUCCUUUAUUUUCAAUAUUUGAUAAAUAUUUGAUGUUGAAAACUUAGAUGAUAGAUGCUUGUAUAUGAAUGUGUUGUUGUAAUAAAGUGAGGUUUUCUUGAUAUAUAUAUUUAUUAAAAUGAUCAAAAUUCA